Lactuca virosa is the source of this 225-nucleotide messenger RNA. Lineage: Eukaryota; Viridiplantae; Streptophyta; Magnoliopsida; Asterales; Asteraceae. The record is from the annotation of a GenBank genome assembly.
AUGGGUACUCACUCCCCAAUGAGUGAUACAGAAGGUACUAGUAAGCCAGAGAAGUUACUAGCUAGUCUAGCAACCCCACGCCGCCGGCACCUGAAGCUGAGUAACCCCAGUUCAUCUGUUCCAGAUCUGCUCACCCCUCGCCAUGAACAUCUUCAAGAAGAAGACAUCACCCAAAGAUGCACUGAGGACAAGCAAAAGGGAAAUGGUUGUAGCCACAUCGGGUAA